CUAGGCGCUGCCCGAGUUGUCGCCGCCGCCAUGGACUCGCUGCGCGCUGCCGCCCGGCUGCAGAUGGUUUUGGGCCACCUCGGCCGCCCCUCGGCCACCGCCGUCGUAGCUCACCCCACUUCAGAGACAAUUUCCCCUGCCAUCUCCUGUCCUCAAAAAUUCCAGUACACUUUGGAUAAUAAUGUCCUAACCCUGGAACAGAGACAAUUUUAUGAAAAAAAUGGUUUUCUUGUCAUUAAAAAUCUGGUCUCUGAUGAUGACAUCCAACGCUUUCGGGAUGAGUUUGAAAAGAUCAGCAGAAGUGAGGUGAAACCAUUUGGAUUGAUGGUAAUGAAGGAUGUGUCCAUUUUGAAGUCAGAACAUUCUCUAAGUGAGAAAGUGGUUUCGAAGAUUCAAGGUUUCCAAGAAGAUGAGGAGCUGUUCAGAUACUGCAGGCUGCCCCAGAUUCUGAAAUACGUGGAGUGCUUCACUGGACCUGAUAUCAUGGCCAUGCACACAAUGCUGAUAAACAAACCUCCAGAUUCUGGCAAGAAGACAUCCCGGCAUCCUUUGCACCAGGAUCUGCACUACUUCCCCUUCCGGCCUCCCAAUCACAUCGUUUGUGCGUGGACUGCCAUGGAGCACAUUGACCGGAACAACGGUUGUCUGGUUGUGCUCCCCGGAACCCACAAGGGACACCUGCGGCCACAUAGUUACCCCCAGUGGGAGGGAGGCGUUAACAUACUGUUCCACGGCAUCCAGGACUACGAUCAGAACGACGCCCGAAAGUACCUUGUGAUGGAAAAGGGAGACACGGUUUUCUUUCAUCCUUUGCUCAUCCAUGGAUCUGGUCAGAACAAAACUCAAGGAUUCCGGAAAGCCAUUUCCUGCCAUUUCGCCAGCGCCAAUUGUCACUACAUUGAUGUGAAGGGCACCAGUCAAGAAUUCGUUGAGAAGGAACUGGUGCAGCUAAUAAAUAGACAGUAUGGAGUUAAUUAUGCUGAAUUGAAGGAUGUUUGGAAGUUUCGAGCCCGAGUUGUGAAAGGAGAAAGGAUUAACCUUUGAAAUAGCUUUCAACAUCAGUCUUUUAAAGGAAAUCAAAACCAAAAAAGAAAUCUAAGGAAAAUGUUUUCUUAUUCGGAUGAUGUAAUUUUUUCUAUCACUUGUUAACAAUAUCAAGAACCAUGUAUCAGAGACUUAAUUGUGAGGAGUAAAUUUUGCAGGGCAGUGCUGUUGCUUUAAUGGAGGUAAAAUAAUGAAAGUGAAAUGUGCAUGUUCUAAGAAAAACUAACCUGGUGUUCCAACUAAUAAAGGUGAUUGGUGUACAAUUUAAGAGA
Molecule: messenger RNA, 1316 nt
Organism: Castor canadensis (American beaver)
Lineage: Eukaryota; Metazoa; Chordata; Mammalia; Rodentia; Castoridae
Gene: Phyh
Product: phytanoyl-CoA 2-hydroxylase
Biological process (GO): fatty acid alpha-oxidation
Molecular function (GO): phytanoyl-CoA dioxygenase activity
Source: RefSeq, a predicted model, not a curated record